Molecule: messenger RNA, 978 nt
Organism: Musa acuminata AAA Group (dessert banana)
Lineage: Eukaryota; Viridiplantae; Streptophyta; Magnoliopsida; Zingiberales; Musaceae
Exons: 2
Coding region: 61-855 (264 amino acids)
Cellular component (GO): membrane
Source: RefSeq, a predicted model, not a curated record
AUCGCGCGUGAGGAAUAGCGGCCGGAGGAGAUCGAAGGGAAGGGAGGAAAGUAGAGGGGUAUGGGGAAGGGGUGGAUCCGGCUGGGGGUGGCGGUGGGAGCCGUGGCGUUACUGGUGGGAGCGGGCCAGCGGUACGGGCUCGACGCGGAGGCGGCGCUCCGGCCGUUCCGGCAGUUGGAGGAGCGGCUCGGGAUGUGGGCCAUCCCGGUGUACGUGGCGGCCCACACCCUCACCCUUGCGCUUUGCCUCCCCUACGCCGUCUUCUUCGAGGCCGGCGCUUCCCUCCUCUUCGGUUUCCUUCCCGCCGUCCUCUGCGUCUUUUCCGCCAAAGUCCUCGGCGCCUCCUUAUCUUUCUGGAUCGGACGGGCAAUUUUUAGGAGCUCAAAAUCAGCAACAGAAUGGGCACAUAGCAGCAGAUACUUCCAUCUCCUCGCUAGAGGAGUUGAACGCGACGGUUGGAAAUUUGUGCUUCUUGCCCGGUUUUCUCCCUUGCCAUCCUAUGUCAUCAAUUAUGGUUUGGCCGCCACAGAAGUUGGUUUUCUUGUUGACUUCCUUCUUCCUACUGUUACCGGUUGUUUGCCCAUGAUCCUCCAGAACACAUCUCUUGGCAGCCUUGCUGGUGCUGCUGUAGCCUCAACAACUGGCUCUAAGUCUCAGGUCUACUCAUACAUUUUUCCGUUGCUUGGAAUUGCUUCCAGUAUUCUCAUAUCCUUGAGGAUAAAGAAGUACUCAUCUGGGUUUGCCGAAGAAUUUAACCAACCUGUAUCGGCUAAGAGCUCCGACGGAGGAGGGAUCAAUUCUGUGCAGUCAUCAUCCAAUGAGGCUACUGAAAAACCAAGAAGAAGAAGAAAAUGAAUUAAUUUUAUUUUCAUUUUCACAUUUUCUGCAAUCAUCCAGAGCUCAUAAUAUUCAGUGUCUGGACUUAAGAACAAAAGUUAUCAAUUAAUUGAGCCAUCAAGGGCAGUUUUCAUGCUUUUA